Messenger RNA from Colletotrichum scovillei, 1334 nucleotides. Its product is annotated as splicing factor 3A subunit 2. Gene Ontology annotation, molecular function: zinc ion binding; nucleic acid binding. Gene Ontology annotation, biological process: spliceosomal complex assembly. Bases 207 to 929 code for a protein of 240 amino acids. NCBI's taxonomy places the organism in Eukaryota, Fungi, Ascomycota, Sordariomycetes, Glomerellales, Glomerellaceae. The record is from RefSeq and is a predicted model, not a curated record. The transcript has a single exon. Gene Ontology annotation, cellular component: catalytic step 2 spliceosome; U2 snRNP; U2-type prespliceosome.
UUCCUAUCUAGCUGAUUUCAGCCUUCCAUACUGGUCCUUCCACAACCAGGCCACCGCCUUUUCGACUCCUCUACACCACUCCAACUCCAAGGAAAGCCUUUCCAUACCAUAGCGAAGAAGUCCUACCUCGAAAAUCUUCAAUUCAACCACCAAAAACCCACGACCAACCCUCCACAUCGCGAAACACCUUCCCAUAAACCACAAAGAUGGACUACCAAAACCGCGCCGGCUCCAAAUUCGGCGGCGGCGGCGUAGCCUCCUUCAGCGCAACAAACGCAGACCGCCGCGAACGCCUCCGCAAGCUCGCCCUCGAGACGAUCGACCUCGACAAGGACCCCUACUUCUUCAAAAACCACGUCGGCUCCUUCGAGUGCCGCCUCUGCCUCACCGUCCACCAAAACGACGGCUCCUACCUCGCCCACACCCAGGGGAAAAAACACCAGACCAACCUCGCCCGCCGCGCCGCCCGCGAACAAAAGGAAGGAAAACAAAACAUCGACCCGGCGACGGGGUUACCCGUCGGCGUCGUCGGCGCCGGCUUCGGCGCGGGAGGCGCGCGGCGGAACCUGAUCAAGAUCGGACGGCCGGGGUACAAGAUUACAAAGAUCCGCGAUCCGAUCACGCGUCAGCAGGGCUUGCUGUUCCAGCUUCAGUACCCGGACAUUGCGCCCGACGUGGAGCCCAAGUGGCAGGUCAUGAACGCCUUCACGCAGCGCAUCGAGGAGCCGGACAAGAAUUUCCAGUACCUGCUGGUGGCGGCGGAGCCGUACGAGACGUGCGGGUUCAAGAUCCCCGCGCGCGAGCUGGAUAAGCGCGACGAUAAGCAGUUUAGCUUUUGGGAUCCCGAUGCGAAGGAGUAUUGGCUGCAGGUCAUGUUCAUGUCGGAGCGCGAGGAGAGGUAUGUUGCGGCGCCUGGUACGCGGAGGUGAAAGUGGUGGGAAGGGAGAGCUGCGUUUGUUGUUGGCGCAAAGGGUGUCAGAAACGGGUUGUAUAACACAACAUGACGGGAGGGUUAUCUGUGGCAUGACGGGAAGGAAGCCCUGCUUCCCUCAGAUGUAGGGACGACCAGGAGACGAUCUCUCAUAGUGAUCCGGGUUCGUGCCCUGGACAGCAUUGAAGCAAGCAGUUGUUUUCUGGGUCAAGUUGGUCAACAAUGGCCUGUACGGACCAAUUUCAGUGGCAUCAGGAGGUGUCAUAUCACGGCGUUGGGCGUAGGUACUUCGAGACGGAGAAAAUUUGUAAGAUUUAUUUUUGCUCAUCAGGCCCUUGAGCAGGGAAAAAGAAGAGCUGACGUUAGCCUUGAACAGAGGUUUCGACGUGGCACUGAGAUCAAG